AUGAGAUGUUGUGCCCACAUCUUAAGUCUUGUUAUCAAAGAAGGUUUCAAUGAUGUAGACACAAGUAUUGCCCGGAUUAGAUCAACUAUGAAAUAUGUGAGGUCUUCUCCAGCUAGGCUUCAACGCUUUAAGGGAUGUGUUGAGAAAAUGAAAAUUAAGAGUAAAAGCCUUGUUUCUCUUGAUGUUGAAACAAGGUGGAAUUCAACAUACUUGAUGCUAGAAAGUGCCAUCAAGUUUCAAGAUGCUUUUGAUUUAUUGGAGGAGCAAGAUAGUAAGUACAGGUCCGAGCUUUUAUCAUUGAAGGGUUUGCCCAAUGAAGAAGAUUGGGAGCAUGUUAGGUAAGUGAAAGACUUGCCUCAAGCUAUAUCCGCCCUUACUGUGGAUGAUUAA
Lactuca virosa is the source of this 390-nucleotide messenger RNA. NCBI's taxonomy places the organism in Eukaryota, Viridiplantae, Streptophyta, Magnoliopsida, Asterales, Asteraceae. The record is from the annotation of a GenBank genome assembly.